CUUAAGUUCUUCAAGCAAGUCCCUUUGGCAUGCUGGGUCGUCCAACAUUCAUAGAACCUUCCUCGACAUACAAACGUAUGUCGGCGAAAGAUUAUAUUAAUCUGCCCGAUAGGGGGGACAAUUCAGUUCUUUUGCAGAAUGGGAUGGGGCUCGAAACAACAAAUCCUUCUUGGAAGCGUUCUUUUCCCCAUGUACUUGUAGGAACCAUUACGUCAUUCUUGUUCGGUUAUCAUCUUGGAGUUGUCAAUGAACCACUUGAAAGCAUUUCUUUAGACCUUGGUUUUGGUGGGAAUAGCUUGGCUGAAGGUCUAGUGGUGAGUACGUGCUUGGCUGGUGCUCUUGUUGGAUCUUUAUUCAGUGGUUCGAUUGCAGAUGGGGUUGGUCGGCGCAGGGCUUUUCAAUUAAGUGCUUUACCAAUGAUUAUUGGUGCUGCCGUGAGUGCAAUGACAAAAAAUUUGGAGGGUAUGCUUCUUGGGAGGUUCUUAGUUGGAACUGGAAUGGGUCUGGGCCCAACUGUUGCAUCUCUAUAUGUGGCAGAGAUUUCACCAUCUUUUGUGAGGGGUACUUAUGGAAGCUUCAUCCAGAUUGCAACAUGUCUUGGGCUUAUGGCUGCCCUCUUCAUUGGCAUCCCUGUCAAAGAAACUGUUGGUUGGUGGCGGGUGUGUUUCUGGGUAUCUGCCGUUCCUGCUGUAAUACUUGCUCUUGCUAUGGAGUUCUGUGCAGAGAGUCCCCAUUGGCUUUAUAAGCGAGGAAGAUGUGCAGAAGCUGAAGUUGAAUUUGAGAAGCUGUUAGGAGAAUCACAUGUCAAAUCUGCAAUUGCUGAACUGUCAAAGUUGGACAGAAGUAAUGAUGUAGAAGAUGUAAAAUAUUCAGAGUUAUUCCGUGGUCGCCAUUUCAGAGUUGUUUUUAUUGGGUCAACCCUAUUUGCUUUCCAACAGCUGUCUGGUAUUAAUGCUGUAUUCUAUUUCUCUUCUACCGUCUUUAAAAGAGCGGGAGUACCAUCAGACCUGGCAAACAUCUGUAUAGGAGUUGCAAACUUGUCUGGUUCAAUUGUUGCGAUGACUUUGAUGGACAAAAUGGGAAGGAAAGUGCUUCUUCUUGGGAGCUUCAUGGGCAUGGCAGGAGCGAUGGGUCUCCAGGUUACUGCAGCGAGUUCCUUUUUACCAGGAUCUGGAGCUUUGUAUCUCUCUGUCGGUGGGAUGUUACUGUUUGUCUUGACUUUUGCAUUGGGUGCUGGUCCAGUCCCAGGUCUCCUCCUACCUGAAAUUUUUCCCAGCAGAAUUCGAGCAAAGGCUAUGGCUGUCUGUCUAUCUGUACAUUGGGUUUUAAAUUUCUUUGUGGGAUUACUGUUCUUGCGUUUGCUGGAAGUACUUGGGCCACAAUUUUUGUACUCAAUCUUUGCCACUUUUUGUUUGAUGGCUGUGGUUUUUGUGAAGAGGAAUGUUAUGGAAACCAAAGGAAAAUCACUCCAAGAAAUUGAGAUAACACUUCUUCCACAAGACUAAGGUAGGAUCAGAUGGACAUUUUUGAAAUGGGAUUCUCAUGUCCGUUUUAGCCUGGUCUGUUUGAAUUGCUAUCUUUGUUUAAAUUAGUCCAGGUGAUAAUAUAUUCACAGAUUUUGGCGGAGGAGACAAGUUUGCUGCUAAGCUAUUUGUUAAUUAGGUGAUAAGUGAAUGGGUUGGGCUGGUGUAAAUUCUAGAGAGGUUUUUUGUGGGAAUAUGUUGGAGAGCAACAUGAUGUCAUUGCAACCUUCCAUCUUAACAUAGUAUUAAUAGAUGGA
Molecule: messenger RNA, 1780 nt
Organism: Telopea speciosissima
Lineage: Eukaryota; Viridiplantae; Streptophyta; Magnoliopsida; Proteales; Proteaceae
Product: probable plastidic glucose transporter 2
Exons: 14
Coding region: 30-1505 (491 amino acids)
Biological process (GO): monosaccharide transmembrane transport
Cellular component (GO): membrane
Molecular function (GO): hexose transmembrane transporter activity
Source: RefSeq, a predicted model, not a curated record